GAUAACAUACUCUGUAAUUGAUGAGAACAUUAAUAUCGAAUUAUUUCUUACAAUUGAAGUCGUUCCGUUUAAAAUAAUAUAUCCGAACAGGCAACUGGGUGUUAUGUAGGAUUCUGCUGCCUUGUACAUUUAUGACCUCUUCCCUCGUCACACUGGAGACCCUACGCGCAGUGACAUCAUUAAAACAUGUUCCUUCCGUCUGACGCUGCGUGGAGCUGCUUCGGCCGAACGUGAAGUGCUAGCAAACCAGAAGACAAAAGCAACUAAAGUGAACCCCGCUCCGGAUCAAUCAAAUGUCUCAAAUAUAACCGUUCGAGGGGCCAAAACACAGGGAUUGCAUCGCCACAGUACACAGUUAUGUGUGGUAUAGUGGAACUACUUUUGUCAUAAAUGGAGAGCAACAAGCAGGCACCCUGCAUCCUGGAGAGCCCCACACACAUUACAACACCUGCAUGAGAACAGCUGUAUCAAUGAGUACACCUAAAGUCAGUGACCACGUUUGACAAAGCAGACCUGCCUACUACUACAGUGAACAUUGGGCUGCUGCCAUGGAGGGGGAGGAGGAAGUCUUUCACAUGAAAGAGGAUAUGGUCACUAAAUCUAACGGUGCAAAUGAAAGUAAAAAAUUGGAGGCAAAGGGGGCCUGUCUGAAAAUUGAGGGCCAGGAUGGCUACGUAUUUAAAUCCUACAGCAUUAACCCUAGGGACACUGCCGAUGCAAAUUCACAAGCCUGCUCCUCAUCAACACUGGAUAAAGACUCCUCACUUUCCCCCCAUUUAUCUUCUCAGGAUGAAAAACAUUUGGAGUCUGAUGAAGCAAAAGAGACUGACCUGGCAUCUCCUACUCUUGCAAACAAAUACCUAAACACUGAUACGGAAGAGAACCGAGAAGAGGAGGAAGAUGAGGUGGAGAUGGAUGAUGUAAAUGAGUUGAAGGAGACACCGGAAGAUGAAAGUCUUGCGUUCGGCAGCUCAUUCGGCCCUUUUUUAACACGAGAGGGCGAUGAUUAUAGCAGUUUACUGAGUCCAUACACGGGAACCCUUUAUGACGUUGCCAUGGAUGCCGUCACUCAGAGCCUUUUAUCAUCCAUGAGGAGUCAAAACAACCCAAGAAAAAAAUCUCCUGCAUGGAAUCACUUUUGCAUAUCACCACGAGACAGUACCAAAGCAAUCUGUUUAUACUGCAUGAAAGAGUUUAGUCGGGGUAAGAAUGAGAAGGACCUGAGUACAAGUUGUUUAAUGAGGCACGUACGAAGGGCUCACCCUACUGUGCUUUUACAGGAAGGAGCAGACGCAUCGUUGAAUAAUCUAAGUGGCCCUCUCACCUCCUCUUUCAUGCUUCCUUCGCCUAAUUCACCAAAAAAUGGAGACAUGACAAAUAUCACUAAUUCUGCCUCAAAGAACACUUCUCCGUCCACUUCCUCAGCUGAAAAUUUAGACCUCUCAUCCAAAGAAGUGUUACCCAAUGUUGAACCAAAAUUAGAACAGUUUGCCAACAUUGACACAGUUGGCAGCAUUCUCUCAUCCUCCCAUUCCAAUGAAAACAACCUUGAAGACUUGUCAGAGGGAGGGCCUGAGCGCCUUCUUGGAACUCCAAAAAGCUCCAGUUCCCGUCGCAGAUCGGCCGUAUGGAAACACUUCUACCUUUCUCCUGCUGACAGUUCCAAAGCAGUAUGUAUCCAUUGCAUGAAUGAAUUUAGUAGAGGUAAAAAUGGUAAAGACCUGGGGACAAGCUGCCUCAUUCGUCACAUGUGGAGGGCCCACAAAGAAGUUGUCAUUGAAGAAAACGGGCAGGGCAAUCACAUCCCACCACCGUACACAAACCCACCCUCACUUCUGGCCCGCACUACUCUACAGGAUCUAUCAGAAAUUAAAAAAGACUCGCCUGUUUUUCCCUCCUCACCAGAAACGGUAUCAGAAGAACUUCACCAGAGCCUAGAGGAGAGCAUGGAUAUUCAACAGGUAACUGAGGAAAUAAUGCAACACUCAGGGCCAGAGUCCUCCCUCAACCUCUCUUUCAAAAUAAAGACAGAGGAUGUGCCCAUGACUUCCUCACCAUGUGACCAGUCUGAGGGCCUCGGCCUAAACCAUGAUCACUCUGUUUUCCAGCAAAACAAAAAGAUAAUGAAACGGGUGAAAUCUGAAGUGUGGCACCAUUUCAUAGUGUCACCAGUCGAUCAGUUGAAAGCACUGUGCCGUUACUGUCCGUGUGUCAUCAGUCGAGGGAAACGGGGCGACUUUGGUACAAGCUGUCUGAUGAGACAUCUCAUGAGACGCCACCCAGAUGUCCUCAAAAACCAAAAAAGCACAGAUGACAAGGAAUCUUCCUCCCCACAACCCUACACCACUCUCACUGCAACAGAUGCAGUUUCCACCAAAGAAACUGACAGCCCAACUAGUGAGAAAAAAACCCAAACUCAGCCUGGUUUAAGUAAAAAGACGUCAAAACUGUGGAACCAUUUCUCCAUAUCACCUGCUGAUCCCACAAAGGUGGUUUGUUUGCACUGUAGCCGCACAAUUAGCAGAGGCAAAAAGACUACAAACCUCGGCACGAGUUGCCUUUUUAGACACAUGCAGAGGUUUCAUGGACAUGUUCUUGACAGUAACAAUACUAUCUCAGGUGAUGUGCCGUCUGCUGAAAUUCAUGUUAAACAAGAGCUUAUGGACACUGCUGUUUAUGAAGCAGAACAGAGCCCUGAGAGGUUUGACGAACACCACCCGAUUGCCAAAAAAAUCACCAAGCUUAUCGCAGAAAUGCUCGCACUAGAUCUUCAGCCAUCAGCCUUGGUGGAGAAUGCUGGACUUAACAGACUGCUAGAGUACCUCCAGCCUCAGUAUUCUCUACCACCUUCUUCUUUCUUUACCAGCACUGCCAUACCAGAUAUGUAUGAACGGGUGAAGGAUGUUGUGUUGACCCAUCUAAAAGAGGCUGAAGGUGGUGUUGUCCACUUCACAACUAGUAUUUGGGUCAGCAGCCAGACAAGAGAAUACCUGACCCUUACUGCUCACUGGGCAACUUACGAGUCAAGUAUCAGACCCCAGAGUCAGGAUUUUCACUGCUCCGCUCUCUUAAGUGUCUCUCAGAUAGACUGUGACCAAGAUGUGCAAGACAUCCCAAAGCAGUUGGAGUUUCUGUGGGAUUCUUGGAUCACGUCCUCAGGGCUGAAAAAGGGUUUCACUGUAACUGAUAACUUUACCAUCAGAAACACGUUGGAGGACCACGGCCACGUCACCAUGCAGUGUUUUGGACACACUAUAGACCUCAUUGUUAGCGAAGCCAUAAAGAGCCAGAGAAUGGUUCAGAACCUCUUGAGUAUUGCACGAAAGAUCUGUGAACGUGUGCACCGCUCAGCAAAGGCCAAGGAGAAAUUGACCGAGCUUCAGAGGGUCCACGAGCUGCCAGAGAACCCGCUGAUCCAGGAUGUACCAUCCAAAUGGAUGACAUCCUUCUUCAUGCUAGAGCGUCUCGUAGAGCAGAAGAAAGCUAUCGACGAGAUAUCGAUAGAGUGUAAUUUCAGGGAAAUGAUCAGCUGCGACCAAUGGGAGGUGAUGCAGUCUUUCUGCAAUGCUCUAAAACCUUUUGAGGUUGCCUGUAGGGAGAUGAGCAGCCACACUGCCACUCUGGGUCAGGUGAUACCACUCAUCCACAUCCUCAACAGAAAGAUAGACCUGCUGUUUGAUGAGACUGUGGGCAUCGACAACAUGCUCAAGUCUCUGAAAGAAGCCAUGGUGAGCAGAAUGUCAGGAACACUGCAGGACCCACGAUACAUGUGGGCCACCAUGUUGGACCCACGAUACAAGACGUCAUUGUUCACUGAAGAAGAAGCAGAGCAGUGUAGACAAGAACUAAUCAGAGAGAUGGACUCGUCCUCUUCUACCUCAGAUGCAGACCAGCCUCUGCUGCCCAACGGCUGUAACGAAAACCCGGAAUCAUCCACCAGUCCUAAUACCAACCAGGAGAGCCUUUGGUCCCUGAUGGCUGACGUCAGGCAAAAGAUAAAAACUGAAGAGAAGCCAAAGUCCUCAGAGCUGGCAGUGCUGGAGUACCUUGAGGAAGACAUCCUUGAUCAAAGCUGUGAUCCCCUCGAUUACUGGAACCUGAAAAAGUUCCUUUGGCCCAAUCUUGCUAAAGUAGCUGCCCGUUACGUUGGCUGCCCUCCCAGCAUCAUCCCAGCAGAGACACUGUUCAGCACAGCGAGUGUCAACUGUGCCCUUAACCAGCCCAGGCCUUUACUGGAAAACUUAGAGGGUCUGUUGUUCCUCAAGGUCAACCUCCCUUUGAUCUAUUUUCAGUACUGAUUUAAUAUUGAGCAUUAACUUGAAAAAAAAAACCUUUAUUAAGGACCAAGUUGAAGAGCUGUGAAAAGGGGUGGGCAUUGGGUGGGGAGGGUCGUGGGGAGGGACGGGGGGGUGUCCUUACUAGGAAUAAUGUAAAAUAUCAAUUUCUACACUGAUUCUGCGUCUCAGUGAACAGACCAGAUGGGGUUUUAUUGUAUUCUGUGUACUACUGUUAAAACACUCUGAUGUGAUAAAAAAAACGUCUCAGCCAGAAGUGUCAUCAGGAAGGGAGGGGUUUUCUAGCUGUCGGGGGUUUGAUGAUAAUGUGUUUGCUUGUAAAUCAAUGUUUGUUUUCUGUGUCUACUCUGUCCUUGUGCCUUAUCCAAAAACUACUUCAGGUCAAAAAUGCUGUAAAUAUUUUGUUAAGAUUUACGCAGAUCAAUUCAGGAUGCUUUGAUUUUUUUUUUUUUUCCUCUUACGGAUGUGAUAGAUGCAGAAUUGUUUUCUUAAUGAAAACAUGGUCCAAAAAUAAAUGCUGUGACUGAAAGAUGUUUUAAGUUAAUGUUAUUUAAUUUUCAUUGUUGAAUUUGUGGCUUAUGGUACUGUCAUUUAGAAAUAGAUAUUUUUACUUGUGAAAUGUUUUUAAUAAGAUGUACAAAAUUGCUGUAUUUUCAGAAUAAGGAUAAUGAGUUUGUUUGGAAUUUACAGUUUCUCUUAAGCACAAUUUAAGUUUAUGUUCAGGGGAAUUAAAUUAUGGGUUUAUUGAGUAAAAUGAUGUACUGUACAUUUUAUAUUAAAUUACUUCUGAACUUAAUUUGAUAAAUGUUUUGAGCAUUGAGACUGGAACCAUGCACAUUUUGUGGUCAUUUGUAAAUAAAGGUUUUCCAUAUGCAAUAUCU
Cynoglossus semilaevis (tongue sole) is the source of this 5176-nucleotide messenger RNA. RefSeq names its product zinc finger, BED-type containing 4 (gene zbed4). The transcript has 3 exons. Bases 549 to 4298 code for a protein of 1249 amino acids. The record is from RefSeq and is a predicted model, not a curated record. Lineage: Eukaryota; Metazoa; Chordata; Actinopteri; Pleuronectiformes; Cynoglossidae. Gene Ontology annotation, molecular function: protein dimerization activity; DNA binding.